UUUGCAUUUUUUGUCUACCCCUCCCUUUCCAACAUAAAACAGACGAUCUCGCGCAGUCCCUAUUCAGUAAUUGUCGAGUCACGGUUCGUUGCAGAUCACAUUACCGGCUAGGAAAGCGUGCCUUCUUUUGAAAAUGUCUGCUGAACAAGUAGCUGAUAUUGGUUUGAUUGGUUUGGCUGUCAUGGGUCAAAACUUGAUUCUCAACAUGGCUGAUCACGGAUUCGUCGUUUGUGCCUUUAACCGUACAACGUCGAAAGUGGAUGACUUUCUUCACAACGAGGCCAAAGGAAAGAGUGUUGUAGGGGCACACUCCGUUCGUGAAUUAGUCGCUAAAUUGAAGAAACCUCGUCGUGUCAUGAUGCUCGUGCAAGCUGGCAAAGCUGUCGACCAGUUCAUUGACCAACUGGUAGAAUUCCUUGAAGCUGGUGAUAUCAUAAUUGAUGGAGGCAAUUCGGAGCACGGUGAUACAACACGUCGGUGCACCACCCUUAGAGAGAAAGGCAUCCUUUACGUCGGUUCCGGAGUGUCUGGUGGUGAAGAAGGUGCACGAUACGGACCUUCCUUGAUGCCUGGUGGCCAUAUCGAAGCUUGGCCACAUAUCAAACCCAUAUUUCAGUCGAUCUCUGCCAAAAGUGAUGGAGAGCCUUGCUGCGAUUGGGUAGGAGAAGGUGGAGCAGGUCAUUUCGUGAAAAUGGUUCACAACGGCAUUGAAUAUGGCGAUAUGCAAUUGAUUGCCGAAGCUUACCACCUGAUGAAAAGCGUUUUGGGCAUGACUCCACCUGAAAUGGCUGACGUUUUUGAUGAAUGGAAUAAGGGAGAGUUGGAUUCCUUUCUUAUUGAAAUCACUGCCAAUAUUUUGCGUUUCCAGGACGACAAAGGUGAUUAUUUGGUCGAGAAAAUUCGUGAUUCUGCUGGACAAAAGGGAACUGGAAAAUGGACUGCCAUUGCUGCUCUAGACUACGGUGUCCCAGUUACCCUGAUCGGCGAAGCAGUUUUUGCUAGGUGCUUAUCUUCUCUGCAAGCAGAACGCAUCGAAGCCUCUAAAGUGUUGCCUGCACCUGCCUUUAAAGCUUACUCUGGUGAAAGGGCUUCAUUCAUUGAAGCUAUCCGUAAAGUAAGCACUAACUUUUAUUUCUGUUUCUUUUUUAUUUUUACUGUCUGUAAUAAAUUAUUCCAUUUUGUUUCUUUUCAGGCAUUGUAUGCCUCAAAGAUUGUCUCUUAUGCUCAAGGUUUUAUGUUGCUACGAGAGGCGGCCAAGCAGUAUGACUGGACACUUAACUACGGUGGAAUUGCGCUCAUGUGGCGUGGCGGUUGCAUCAUCCGAAGUGUGUUUUUAGGAAACAUCAAAUUGGCCUUCGAGCGUAACCCAGAUCUCAAGAGCCUGUUAAUGGACGACUUUUUCCGACAGGCUGUGGGCACUUGUCAAGAGUCGUGGCGUGAUGUGAUUGCAACGGCCGCCCAAUAUGGUGUCCCUGUUCCGGCCUUCUCAACGGCCCUCUCUUUCUACGAUGCCUAUCGUUGCCAACGCCUCCCAGCCAAUCUAAUUCAGGCUCAGCGCGAUUACUUUGGCGCACACACCUAUGAACUGUUGGAUCAGCCAGGUGUGUUUCACCACGCAAACUGGACCGGUCACGGAGGAAGGACUUCUGCUUCUACAUACCAAGCCUAAACUAUCAAAGAACCAAAAAUUUAUGCAAACGAAAAAUUUUAUACGCAGUUAAAACUGGAUUGAAAUCUGCGCGGUUAUGUGAGUGCUGUGGAGCAACUCGGUAAGGUUACUGGAACGUGAUCUAUAUAAUAUUCCAAUUUUUUUUCAAUCAUUAAAAUUCCUUCUCUUAUACGUUCCUGUUGAUUUCCAAUCGAGAUAUUUGGCUAAUACAUUAUACAACAUUGGUCAUGAA
Molecule: messenger RNA, 1901 nt
Organism: Daphnia pulex (common water flea)
Lineage: Eukaryota; Metazoa; Arthropoda; Branchiopoda; Diplostraca; Daphniidae
Gene: Pgd
Product: 6-phosphogluconate dehydrogenase, decarboxylating-like
Exons: 7
Coding region: 134-1669 (511 amino acids)
Biological process (GO): pentose-phosphate shunt; pentose-phosphate shunt, oxidative branch
Cellular component (GO): cytosol
Molecular function (GO): phosphogluconate dehydrogenase (decarboxylating) activity; NADP binding
Source: RefSeq, a predicted model, not a curated record